Molecule: messenger RNA, 1278 nt
Organism: Sinocyclocheilus grahami
Lineage: Eukaryota; Metazoa; Chordata; Actinopteri; Cypriniformes; Cyprinidae
Gene: cplx2a
Product: complexin 2a
Exons: 4
Coding region: 1-459 (152 amino acids)
Biological process (GO): synaptic vesicle exocytosis; regulation of neurotransmitter secretion; neurotransmitter transport
Cellular component (GO): terminal bouton; SNARE complex
Molecular function (GO): syntaxin binding
Source: RefSeq, a predicted model, not a curated record
AUGUUUCCAGCUCACACACUCAUCAUCCCUGCUAAGAGGGAGGAGGACAGCAGCACCCUGCAUGCUUCACACAAAGCAGCUCUGGCAGGAGGCCCCCCUGAUGUUGGCAAAAUGUUGGGAGGAGAUGAGGAUAAAGAUCCUGAAGCAGAAAAAGAGAAGGAAGAAGAGAGACAGGAAGCUCUGAGACAGGAAGAGGAUGAGAGGAAGGACAAACACGCCAAGAUGGAAGCAGAGCGGGAAGCCAUAAGACAGGGCAUCAGAGACAAGUAUGGCAUUAAGAAGCGCGAGGUGGCCGAAGCAGAGGCGCAGGCGGCGAUGGAGCAGGCGAGCGAAGGCAGUCUGACCCGUCCAAAGAAAGCAGUACCAUCCGGCUGCGGAGAUGACGAGGAGGAGGAAAACAUCAUGGACACGAUGAUGAAGUAUCUACCGGGCCCGCUGCAGGACAUGUUGAAGAAGUAAUUCCCUAAAUAAUCUCAAGCACACGCAGCUUUAGAUAUUAUUUUAACGUGUACUGACUUCGGCGAGAAGAGAGCACACUAGACAAAACACCUACUACAUUUACCUUUCACAUAUUUCAAUUUGCAAGGAGCUUUAGAUAUUAGUGACAGAUCAAUCAAUCAAGCAAGAGGGUAUAAUUAUCAGAAUAUAAGCCAUAUUUUAUCUUUACAGGGAAACCUGAAUCACAUCAUCUCUUCGGCUGUUAUUUCUUAUUCAAUACGUAAACAGCAAUAUAUAUGCAUGAAUUGUUCCGAGUGUCUAUUCCACUGUUUUGUAUCACCAAUCGAUAAGGUUUUCCACGUUCAUUUAGCGUUCAAUAUGAGGAAAAAGUACUUGGUUAAAGACAUUCUGGUCUUGCAUGUGUCCAUAGUGUUUGUGUGCUCACUGACAUCUUGUUUUUGUCACUGCAGAGAUUGCAAUCAGAUAAAGGAGGCAAUAACAUUCUCCCACGCUGUAAGCUAAAUGACAACAACUUUGUACGUUUGUCACUACGCCAUUUAGUUCAUUCUGGUGAAUCUUGUCCCACUUGCACUGUAGUUUCAUCAGUCUGGAACAUUUAAUGCCUCAAUUCAGUUUAACAGUGUUGUCGAGACUGUGUUCUCGCACCAUUUUUGUGCUUUACAACAGAUUCUGAAUUUACGAAGAUUUCUGAUUUUUAGAUUGAAACUCAGUUUCACAGGGAUGGACUAUAAUUUCUCUGGUCUAGAGCAAGGGGGAAUUCUCGUCUGUGAUCUACAACAUUCUCAGCAAUAAUAACGUAUUCUGUUUGCUUGGCUUGCA